Chrysemys picta bellii (western painted turtle) is the source of this 12021-nucleotide messenger RNA. Lineage: Eukaryota; Metazoa; Chordata; Testudines; Emydidae. The record is from RefSeq and is a predicted model, not a curated record.
GAAGAGGAAGAUGUUCCCUUUUGUCUAACAGGAGCUUUUUAAACACAAUUCCAUGAAAACUGAAUCAGUCUGGUUGGGACUCAAAAACCAAAACCCCUUUGCCAAGAGCAUGGGGCCAGUUUUUUGGCAGUAUUGCAGUUUUUCAUUGUGGGUUGACAACAGCUGUAAGAUUGGAAUAAUCAUCCCUCCUUUCUCCCCCCCCCCCUUUGCCUUGUCUAGUUAGGCUGGACUGUGAACUCUCUGGAGCAGGGGCAGUCUCCCACUAGGGGCAUGUACAGCACCUAGCACAACAGGGCCCUGCCCUCAGCUGGACUACAAACACUACAGAGGAAUACUCCACACUUGGUCCUGUUUUCAAGCAACCUUUCCCUGCAGCCGUUCUCUCUCCCCUCCCCCCUUCACCAAACAGGAGUAGCUGAAUACAAUCUAAUCUGAGCACAGAACCCCCAGUUUCUAGGCUUUUGCAGUGAAUAUUUUUCCACACAGCCCAAAAAAGCAACAUAGAGUCUGAGCCUCAUAAGAAAAGCCUCUUUGCCCCCCUGCCUUUGUCACCUCCUUUCUGUCACUUGCCCACCCCACCGCGUCUGACCACGCAACAUGCUGGGCUGUCAGAGACGUAGGAAGAGCAAAGCUGACAUGUAGUUACAGCAGUGUCGUCAAUGUGCGGUGUUGAGGUUGGCUGGUGAGCAGAUACAAUGCAAAACCUAAGACACCUGAAUCCGACACGUAUGAUGCUUCUACCAGGUGUUACCCGUGCUCCACUACCACCAUUGGCCCUGGGGGGCACCCUCUCCCCUGCAGCUCACUACGUGCAAGGGUGCAUUUAAAUCCCUUCUUACCAAACACACUUCUUCCCGAAAGCCUUGUGGUGAGAACCCACCCAGCGUCAGCUAGAGACUUGCACCAAAAAGUCUCUAUGGUUUGAAGUUCAGCUGCUUGGCCUACGCUACUGCAUUGGCUGGGCCGGACUUCAGCUAAAGCAUGCUUGGGUUCUUACCACCUUACAGCUGGGGUCACCACUUACACUUGUGCAGAGCAGGUGUGAAAUGCUACCUGUGUUGGUGCUGGGGCGGUAGCAAGCAGUGGAGAAGCAGGUCCCUUCAGUAUCUGUUUCCCAUCGCACCAAGGAUACACUAGGUGUCUGGCAAAUGACAGGAGUGGAACACAGCAUUGUAAGAGUCCAGCUGUAUUUGACUGGAAAUUCAGAGGAGAGUAAUCUAGUACAGGAGGGGUUAAAAAAAGACAAACCCAAGAGCACGGUAGAAGGGAUGACUUACCACUGGCAUGCUCCCUCCAGGCUAGGCAUAGUGUAGCAGCAUCUUCUCCUGUAGCGGCCUCUACUAACAGCCAGUCUGGCCCUGAGGUGGUCUACUUCUUCUCAGGAUUCAGCCCCCCAGCUGAGUCACAUGAUGUCUCACCCCUUCUAGGGUAAUAGGGUAACAAACAAAUGUCCAAUCCCUCUGCCUGGUCUGCCACUCUUGAGUCUGAGCCCAGUAGAUUGUACACACUUUUCUUGGGCUUUGUACACCUUACCAGGGGCUGGCAGGGGAAUGCAGGCCCACCCUCCACACUAGGCUCCAGUCCAGGUACCCUAGGACAGGCAGUGAAAGGUCAUUCCACCAGACUCCCUACUACUACCUCCCUGGAGGUAUUCCUACCAAGCCUUUGUCCUCAUCCUCCAGAAGCCUGAUCUUACUGGUCUGGUCUCUCCCUGCUACCAAAAGAGUGGUUGCAGAGUUUCUCCCUGUACCCCUCUCCCUUUAUGUGCUACACUUCCUCUAUUUAUAGCAUCACACAGUCCCUCCCCACUGGGUUUCAUCAUUAAUUAGGCCUGGCCAACCCUCCAGGUGCAACCAGGUGGGUUAAUUGUGUGGACUCUCCGGUCCUCUUUAGUCCUUUCAUCAGCUGUGUGGGGUAGGCACCAUAUCACAAGUCCACUGCUUAUGUCCCAGGUAACUUGGAGCUCCUUAAAUCAGGAGGACUCUCCAGACCUGUGAGGUAUAGUCCUGAGUUUUAGUGAGCCUGUCUGCACUGCCUGAGUGUAGGCAGAGCAGUCUAAAGCCCAAAAGCCCUGUCAAUGCAAGCACUGAUCUCAACCCUAAACCUGGGCAGGAUUUUCUGGGGACAGCUUCUCUCUUGAUUGUUGCAGACCCUUGCUGAGGGAACAUCCACAGGACGUACAGCUCUGGCUCCUCAGUGCAUGGGUUAAAGAAAGCGGCUUUAGGCACUCUGACCCAGCACUGCAAGAGUUAAACCAGCUACAGUCUCUCUUGCUGGGACCCUGCAGGGGAUGUGGCAUUACGUCCCAGCAAUGCAGGGUUAAGAGCCCCAAGUGCUCACCUGGCUCUGCCGGAUCUUUAUUUCCAUCUAUCUGUCCAAGCCCCCAGAGGGAACACGCACUGAACUCCACAUGAAUGACUGGAGCCUUUCCAGCUGACAACAGCAUCUCUGCCCCUCCACCAAUAGCAAUGCACCGCCACCCAGCACUGGAAGCAAUGACAUCAUUUCUGGCCAAUGGCAGCUCAGCAAAGGGAUGCAGCUGCAGUCUUGGAGUGAGAUAACGAAUAUCUAGAUAGAUGGAUGUGCAUACUCAUGCCCUGGCUGUGUCUACACUAGAGACUGAACCAGUAGCAUAGCGCCCAUCUAAGUACCAACACUGCAACAUGUCCAUCAUAGCCAUGCUGACUUGCCUUCAGCUUUGCCCGACAUCCAUACAACUAUCUGCAGUUGCACUAACUGCUAUUCCAUAGUACAGCCCCCUAACAUUUCAGAGUCCCCCCCACCCCCCAUCCCACGCUCAUGUUUCAUUGUUCCAACAGAACACAGCUGCCGUGAGAGGUCAUGUAGCCAGGAGCAAUCCCAAAAGAGGGCUUUGAAUAUCAGGACAGAGACCUUGAACUGGAGUCUGACCUCAGUGGGGAGCCAGUGCAGAGAGUGGUCUACUUGAGUGAUGUGUUCAGUGACCUAUGUUGCUAAACAGACGGGCUGGUGCGUUCCGUACCAGUGGGCGCUCUUUCGGGAUGUGUGGCUUCGUUCCUAGAUGGAAUGGAGGAGUGAAGUGUUGUUGGUUUUGGUAUUAAAGACCAGUAUGAUUGAUUGUGCUCAUUACACAGGCUUUCCCCCAGAUUCUACUUUAUUAUACACAAACAAAAAUUCAGGCCAGCUGCAAUGGCAAACCAGGGUAACGUAGUUACAUGAACAAUGGUAACUGAAUAUUUUACAGGUGCAUCUUGUCCAUCUAACUGGGGAUUCUAGUCCUCUUAGGUGACUGUGGCAGAGGGGUGCAAUACCUGGAGUGAGGGCUAUGAAGGAGCUGGAGAGUAGGAGGUGCUCCAAAGAGCACUAUUAACCUGUAUCUGGCAGGUGCAGGGGCCAGUUAUUAGGUUCAAUGUGAUGCCUGAGUCCUUGGAAAAACUCUCAUUAGAAUUGCCUGGUCUCAGGUCUCCUUCCCCAAUCAUUCCACUUCUGCCUGAACCUGUCCAGUCUCUUAAAAGCGGGCAUCAUUUUUACCUCCUUCCAUCAUUCACUCCAAGACCCUUCUCACGUCCCUCUACGUGUCCCAAGUAUUGGUUUUCCUUGCUUUUCCUGGUCCUUGGGCUUCUUAGCCGUUCCACCAUGGAUCGUGUCCUCCGGCCCCACAUCUGUAACAGGUGCUACAAAGAAAAAGAAGUGGAGUUGACAGCAUCCCUGUGCAGAGGGUUCCAGCAAGGGACUGUCAGGCAAUUCUUGAGUUCAUGAGGAAAUUAGAGUUACUCACAUGGAUUGUAUCAAAGGAACCACUCCCUGGAUGGAGAGGCUAAAAGAAGUUCUGUGGGGUUUGAUGGAAACAUGCAUUACUCCUGCAACUGAUUUGCAUUUUCAGACACAACUGCCGAGGAUCUGGGGGCGAGGGGGAAAUAAGGGCUAAGAUUAAUUCUCUCGGCUAGACUGAUAAAAAGGUAUCUUGUGCCUGACAGCAGGAGGACAUGUGGCGUAAGCUAACUCUCAUGGCCUGUACUAGUUGUACAUAGAAAAUAUGCCCAGGAUUGUCUUUCGUGCAUUAGCUAGAAAGAAUGAAAUGGGACUGCAGGUGGGUAAGAGAAACGUGUCUCUUAUUGCCAUGUCUGGCCUAGGGCAGAAAGAGAAAAUGGAGUGUAAGUGUCUUGGCUACAGGGCCCCCCUGUAAUUCCUUUCAAUAAAAUUCUCUGAUUCUCAGCCUCUCUCUGCCCCUUCUAGUCCAGCCGAAUAGCAUGGCUCAGCCAGUCGCCGAACUGGGCAUUCUCACCCCGGCUGGAAGCUGGCCUACUACUGCGGGGAUGCCAACCCUGGGGAACUAACCCGCUCAUCUGGCUGAUGGCAUUCGGCAGCCGGUGCUGUGCUGCGCAGGGACGGGGGAGGGAAGCAGGGAGAGGAGGACUCCCCCUGCCUUCUUCCAAGCAGUAAUGGCAGCAUUCCCAGGAACCUGGAAGACCGUCUCAGCCCCCAUAGAGCUUGGGCAGAAGGUUCUCUUCCUCCUGCUGAGCCAGCAUGGCUGCUGUGUUGGACUCCCCGAGCAGAUCCUGGUAAUGUCUGUGGCAGCUCCUACUAUUGUCUAGUUCUGGCGUGACCGUUUCACCUCCUCCUUCCUCCCCACUGUGCUGUGAGUUGCCUCCCUGCUCUCUAGUAGCAUACUGGGCUGCAUGGAAGGGCAAGUGCCAAGCACUUGGUCCAGGUACUUCUGGAACACGCAUGUUCUUUACCCUGCACCAGAUGUACUGUUAUUGUCCUGGUCCUUGUGCGGGACCGUAAGUCUCUUGAUCUCUUGGCAUUGCUAACUGCUCUGGGUGCUGCCCUUCUCAGCUAGUCAACCAGAAUGCCCGGUUACACACCAGAGUGUUCCUAUGACAGCAUUCAGCUGGCCUUGGAUCUCCUCAUCUUGCCAGCGCCUGCUUGUCGGCUCCUGGCCAGCUGGCAGCACGCUCAUGGGAAGGCCUCCUCUGAGACGCGCUAGUGACUGAGGCAGAAUCAAGCUGAUUGCUGGGAUAAUGGUGCAUAACUCCAUGGUGUGCACAGGGCUGGUUGUGCACAUGGCGUCUGGCACACAUGACCCUGUGCAGAAGGCAGACCAGACAGGCAAUUUAAGCAGCGACAGUGGGAGAAGGAGGGCUGCAUGCACCAACGAUGCUCUCACACCAGCAAUCCCCAUCCAUGCUGGCACUGCACACUGAAGGACCAUGCGGGCUGAUUCCAAGCAUGUCUAAUGCAGAUGGUGCACUGCUAGCACGUCUGCACAUGGAUGUACAGCGCGUCACAGGCGUGCAAAGGGGACCAAGUGGAGGCUAAUGCAGCACACUCUAGUGUAGACAAGGCCAUCCAGGGACAGCUAGGGAAUAAACAGUGCACAGCACAGGGCUGGAAAGCAUGGCAGAGCCCCUGCAAUGGUGGGAUCUCUCCAUCCAAUCAGCAGGGCAGCUCAGGGUGCUCUCUGCUCUCCCCCCUCCCCACCCCUAAGGCAAGAGUCUCCUGCUCAUUCAACACUAUCCCUUUUUUCUGCUAGUUUAGCACUUGGCCAACAGCACUAAUGCUGUCCUGGCCUCUGGCCAAAUCCAGUCUCAGGGACAGUGGGUGCUGCUUGGCUGGGCUUGUUUGGUUUUGUUAUCCUGCAUAUUUGCAUAUGUGGAUGGUGAGGAUUUGGGGAAAGCCCACAUGUACGAUAUUGGCUGGAACAGUCACUAAUCCGGGGGGGAGGGGGAAACAAAUCCAAGACUAAUCUAUUUAUUGCGGGCGUAACAUUGGAGGUCCUCAGGCUGACUAAUGCCAGUUUCUUAUCAAACAGACUGAAAUAGACCAAACGCACUCCUCUCACUUAUUCCUUGCUUUAAAAAAAAAGACGAUUUCUGGAUGAUUGCUAUUGAAAACUGAUAUUGUGGUAGCAUCUUGCUGCCACCCAAGUUGGUGCCCCAUCACACCAGGCGCUGCAUCCCUGUGGCUUGUCUUCUGCCAUGUGUAAGGGUACAUCGGGGAUGAGGUGCAUGAGGGGGUUGAGGGGGAGAUGGCUAUCGCCUGCAGGGGGAACUGAUGCACCGAGAGGUGAGAUAGCGUGCUCCCACUCUAUAUGGGGUGAGCUGACUCUACAAACCUAACGUACUGUGGUGUGGGUCCUGCUGUAUUUCCAGGAGGAAGGGCAGGGGGGAAGCUUUCAUUGCGUGGAUGGAGUUGUGAUGGGAUCCUGGGGGCUCUGCUGCACGUGCCCACGCAGUCCAUUGACUGUCUGUCUAUUUAGGUUAGUGGCAAAGGUUAAAGAGCCUCCCGGAGUCUCUCUGGCGAGAAUGAGGUGUGUGCCUGAGGGGGUUGGAGAGAGAUCUCUGGAGCAAGCUAAUGGGGAGAGGGAAGGGCCAUUCUCCCAGCUAAAUGAUGCAAUGACUAAUUCUAGGCAGCAAACAGCUUUGAAAAAGCUCUUGCUGGCACUUUCUGACCCUCAGCAGCGCUUCCUCUUCUUCCUCUGUGCAUGCUGAGCUGGGGUCACUCCCAUACCCCCCCCAAUUGCUCUGGAUUGCCCCCAAUUCUCAAUACAACUCCCUGUUAUUCUCCAAGGUACCGCUGGGAAAGGGGGGAAAACUAAAGCGGGAAUGAAACAGCCGGGAGAGCUGUUUUCCCCCCACUUCGGGCCGCUCUGAGAGUGGCUGCAUCAGCAGAGAACAGAGGGGAUGGAAAUGACAUAAUCACCAAUUCCACACCCCCCACCCCGAGCCCUCCCACUCUCAGGCACUAGUGACUUCAAUAGGAUCCCCCCACUGUGGGGAGUCCCACCCCAGACCCCCACUGCUCCACCCCCUCUGUGUGGCUCAUGUACUGCCAGGUGGGCCCUGCAGGCUGCACCUCAGUGUACAUCCUUCCGCUCCGCAUCCCCUUCUGCCCUAGAAGCUAGUUUGGGAGGUGUUUUAUUGGAAGCCUUUGCUGCAGGGGAGGGAGCCGCCAUGAACAAGCUGCUGCCGCCACUCACAUGGAGAGAUGCGGGCGGCUCCAUGUCAGAGGAUGGGGUUGUCAUGGCAACGGUAUCUGCUCAGGCCUAGGCCCCCUGGGAGGGAGCUGGACUUUGGCUGCAUCCCCUGGCUACCAUUCAUUGCUAAUAAAGUUCAGCCGUGUUGCAUGGGUUUGCCUGUGUGUUUAAGGACUUGAGGGCAGGAGAACCCCAGCUAACGGGGAGCCCGCAGGAUACCUGCUGCUCCCCCUCAAGUCAGUGGGAGUUCUGAGUGCUCUGAACCUCACAGGAUUGGGCCCCAGUGCCGUCAGAGGAAUUCACAUCCACCGCUCCAGUCCAGUGGUAGAGACAUAGCUGAGCACAGGCAGACACAUGGGGUGCCAUGUCUCGAGGGCUCCAGAAGAGUGCAGGGCUCACUCCAAGCACUCUGCUGCAGGUUCCCAGGAGCCACCAGCAGGUGGGAGAAGAAAGGGUCUGGUGUGUGGGAUCUGGUUGGAGCCCGUGCCAGUGCAGUUAGUACAAAGGAUUCUGGGAUACUCUGGGGAAUGUCAGGAGCAAGGUUGUCAGCCCCAUCUCGGCCCAGUAUGCCACUGGGCAGCACAGUACAGUACAGUACAGCUUCACAGAGCACACAUGAAUUUGAAGCUGCUGUGAGCAAUCCAGAUCCCCUGAAAUCAAUGGAGUUUCACCUGCUGGUGACAGGUCUGGAGUUGGCCCCUUCUGGUCUGAGGCUGUAUCUAGGAUCCCCAAAAUACUUGGUAACUGUUGUUUGAGUCGGGAGAGUUCAAAUAAAAUGUCGGAGACAGAGGAAAGGGAGAAGAGAGACUUUAAAUCAGGAGGAAGGCUGGAUGGAGCAAGAGAGAAGGCAGCUGUUCCAGAAGGCCGUGGCUGCAGAGCAGAAGGCACUUGCACCACAAGCGACUAGUGCAUGCAGUGGUGGGCUUGGGGACAGAAAAAAGGCAAGUUCCUGUUGAGCAUGGAGUGGGAAGGUCUGUGGAUUAGCUAGGGCAAGCCGAGGGAGGAGUUCAAAACAAGAAGGGCAGUUUUCCAGUUCCAGGACAAAUGAACAUGCUGCCAGCAGAGCAGAGGAUAGGAGGGUGUAAUCAUGCAUCUGUGUACUUGAGGUAGCUGGGGAAGCCAUAGAGAAUGGGGUUGUAAGAGGAGAUGAAAGCUUAGCUCGGGACUUCAGCAGAGGUGACAUAAUGUACACAGAGGGAAUUCCUGGGAGGUGAUGACAGGCAGAUUUGCAGAUGGAAAGCUUGUGGUUUAGGAUGAUGCCUACGUGGAAGGCACAUGGGAGGUCUGAUUGCCCAAGAGAGAAUAGUCUGCCUGAGACAAUUAGCUGAAGGAAGCUGGGAGGAAACCACAAGUUUACUUGGUCAAGAUGGAUGGGGAGGAAUCAUUAAAGGUGUCAAGAGAUGGAGCAUCGAGUAUCGUCAGGGUAGAGAUGUUUCAGGUUAAAAAACCGAAAAAGGAUUGAGGUGGUAGAGAACAGGAGGAGGAAAUGAACCUUCUGGGACUCCGUAGAGAAGGCAUCUCCACCAGCGAAAGAGUCUGAUAGGUAGGACCAGAUCCGUGACCAGAGAGCACUUGAUAUGUUACACAGCUACGGAAGGGACCCAGGAGGAGUCGUCCUCCAUGGUGUCAAAGGCUUCGCUAUGGUCCAGGAUAGCGAGGCGGGAGAAAGCUUCAUCAGCGGAAGAGAAGCCAUACUCACUGUAAUGUGGCUUCCAGCCUCUGGCCAGAGUGAGAAUAGCCCACCAGGAAGGUGGUUGGAGAGCUGACCUGGAGCAACGCGCUCUAGUGCUUUACUAAGAAAGGAGAGGGUGGCUGGUGACGGAUGUAAAAGAACUGGGGCAGGAACGGAUAAAGGAGCUAACCUACAGAGAAGGUCUGGAGAGCACGUAGACCUGUGGCAACAGAAGGAGUGGAAGGGGAGUAGACAGGAAGGUGUUGGGCAUGGGGGCAACAUUCUAAUGAACCAAGGCCAGCUGUCAUGCAAGUGCAGUUCUCCAAGGAGAAGUACAUCCUUGACUCUUCACCGGAGAAGCUUCAUAAAGAGCUGGAGGAGGAGCUGAAACUGAGCAGCACGGACCUGCGCAGCCAUGUGUGGUACCAUGGGCGCAUCCCCCGAGAGGUGUCGGAGAGCCUGGUCCAGAGGAACGGGGACUUCCUGAUCCGUGACUCGCUCACCAGCCUGGGGGACUACGUGCUGACGUGCCGCUGGAGGAACGAGCCGCUGCACUUCAAGAUCAACAAGGUGAUGGUGAAGUCCAGCGACGGCCGCACCCACAUCCAGUACCUGUUCGAGCAGGAGAGCUUUGACAACGUGCCCGCCCUGGUGCGCUUCUACGUGGGGAACCGCAAAGCCGUCUCCGAGCAGAGCGGCGCCAUCGUCUACUGCCCCAUCAACCGCACCUUCCCGCUGCGCUACCUGGAGGCCAGCUACGGACUAGCCAAUGGGAAGCACAGCGGGCCCCACAGCCCCGCCAGCCAGAAAGGGGGGCACAUCAAGAGGCGGAGCAUCACCAUGACGGACGGAUUGACGGCCGACAAGAUCACCAGGGGCGAGGGGUGCCCCACCAGCGUAUCCUUACCGCAUCAUCGAGACGUCAUCCGGAACUGCGCAGUCAGCGUGGACCAAAUCCAAGAUCUCCAUUCCCCAAUGUCUCCCAUCUCCGAGAGCCCACUGUCUCCGGCCUACAGCACCGUGACUCGGCUAAAGCCCCAAGGGGGUCAAGCUGGUGGCAUUACCCCAGCCUCUCCUGUCAUAAGAAGAUCCAGCGAGCCACAGCUGUGUCCAGGAAACAACCCCCUGACAGACCUGGCUGAUAGCACCCACUCCACUCCCUGCCAUGGGUACUCCACGGCCUCUCCUUCCCCCUCUGUUAACAGCUAUAGCGACCCGGACACAGGGCAUUACUGCCAGCUCCACCCCACCUCUCCUGUCGGCCAGGAGAGGCCGACUCAUGACACCAAGCCGCUCCCCACUAAGAGCUAUGUGGAGAGGUUGAAGGUGGAGGGGGGUCAGAGGGUGACUGCAGAGAACGGCUCCAGCGAGGCAGGGCAGAGGAUGAAAAGGGAGCAGGACAUUGUGGGCUUUGUCUCACCCACUGUGGAGAUGGGCUCGUCUUUCAACCCUGUGGCGUUCCAGUCCCUGCUGAUCCCCCUGGAAAACAAGCCUCUGGAAAUGGCUGUGCUUAAGAAGGUGAAGGAGCUCCUGGCAGAGGUGGAUGCCAAGGCCCUUGCCAGACACAUCACCAAAGUGGACUGCCUGGUUGCUAGGAUACUGGGUGUUACCAAGGAGAUGCAGAGGCACAUGGGAGUGAGCUCAGGCAUGGAGCUGCUCACCCUGCCCCACGGCCAUCAACUUCGACUCGACCUCCUAGAACGGUUCCACACCAUGUCCAUAAUGAUUGCGGUGGAUAUCCUGGGCUGCACAGGCAGCACGGAAGAGAGGGCAGCCCUGCUGCACAAGACCAUCCAGCUGGCUGCCGAGCUGAAAAGCACCCUGGGGAACAUGUUCAGUUUUGCUGCUGUGAUGAAUGCGCUGGAAAUGACCCAGAUCUCGCGGCUAGAGCACACCUGGAUGGCGCUGCGCCAGCGGCACACCGAGGGGGCCAUCCUCUAUGAGAAGAAGCUAAAGCCCUUCCUGAAGAGCCUGAAUGAAGGAAAAGAAGGCCCUCCGCUGACCAACACCACCUUCCCUCAUAUUGUGCCCCUUAUUACACUCCUGGAGCGGGAUGCCGCGCUCCUGGACAGCCCUGAGCCCUGGGAAAACACGGACAAUGGCGUGGAGGUUGUCAUGGCCCACCUGGAAGCAGCGCGGAUGGUGGCGCAUCACGGGGGACUGUACCAUACCAACGCAGAGGUGAAGCUUCAGGGAUUCCAGGGCAAGGCUGAGCUCCUUGAGAUCUUCAGCACUGAGUUCCAGAUGCGUCUCCUGUGGGGCAGCCGCGGCGCUGAGAGCAGCCAGCGGGAACGCUACGAGAAAUUCGACAAGGUCCUCACAGCAUUGUCCCACAAGCUGGAGCCCUCUGUGCGGUUCAGUGAACUGUAACCGACGUGGGACUCGGAGUUAAACUCACAGAGGGAGAGUGGCACCAAUCAGUCCUUCAAGAGGCCAAGUAACCAGGUCCCCAGUCUGCAAGCCAGCCCACUCCUCAUGCAGCCAUGGGGGCUAGGAAGCUGUGGGUACCACAGACCCAGAAGGGGAGCCAGCCAGGCGCGAGGGCGUGAGGAAGAAAGCUGGCAUUUAACAUCUGCAAAGGAAAGAACUGACCAGGAGUGAAAUCACGGCAUUGGGAUGGGUACAGCUGUAGCUCUCUGGAGAAGAGAAACCUUCUGAAAAGUUCCAGCAUGCCAGACUGAUGGGGGAGGGAGCCCAGAACAGCUAUUAUGAUAUAGAUCCAUCCGUGCUCCGCACAUGCAAACUACAGGAGGCUGCAUUUUAAUUUCCACCCAAAGCAGUGACCUCCCCUCCUCAACCACCAAUACAAAUCAAUAGUGAAAUCUCACUAACGGACCCUCCCCACUAACAUCCUAUCGAAAUUCCCUGGGCAGUCCCGGUGCAAAUGUUUUGAGCGGCACAUUUGUGGAGGAAGGAGAGCGCUGAUCACUCCCAGCCAUGAUACCUCCUGCUGAUUCUCAGCUGUAGUUUAGGCCAGUGUGUGCAUCCCAGCUGAUCUACACAAAGAUGCCUGUGAAGCCAGAAAUCCACCUCCUCUGGCCCUGCAAUCACAAGGUAUCUCAUUACCGUUGUGUUCUUCAUUCAGCCUUGCUGGUUCUCAGCCACGUGGGGUCCAGUUGCUAUGAUCACCCAGUGCCGCCCCCACUCGUACAGCCUGUUGGCCUCAGAUAUUUUAUCUUUUCUCUGUCUUGUCUGAGGCCUCUUAAUUCUGCCUGUAAAUAAAUUUCACAUUUACUUCUUGAUGUACAGACUUGUGAGGGCGUUCUUGUAAAUAAUUAUGCUCGCGUCAUUUCGUCUUGUAAAUAAGUGUACAUAGAUCAUGGGGGAAGUGGGGUAUUUUUGUUGUUGUUUUUGGUUCUUACAUACAAUAAACUUUUAUGCUCUUCCUCAA